Messenger RNA from Nannospalax galili (Upper Galilee mountains blind mole rat), 1494 nucleotides. RefSeq names its product pyrroline-5-carboxylate reductase 3 (gene Pycr3). Gene Ontology annotation, biological process: L-proline biosynthetic process. The record is from RefSeq and is a predicted model, not a curated record. The coding region runs from base 248 to 1018 and encodes 256 amino acids. Gene Ontology annotation, molecular function: pyrroline-5-carboxylate reductase activity. The transcript has 7 exons. Lineage: Eukaryota; Metazoa; Chordata; Mammalia; Rodentia; Spalacidae.
CCGCCACCACGCCUGCAGGCCUGCGGGGAGAUCGCGAUGGAGGCCGCGGGUCUCGACCUGGGGCGCGUGGGCUUCGUGGGUGCAGGCCGCAUGGCGGAGGCCAUCGCUCAGGGCCUCAUUCGAGCAGGUCCACUUCCAGUGUGAACAGCUUUGUGGACAUUCUUGGGUCCAUCAUCUCUAGAUGCCAACAGCACCCUGAAUGUGAAGCCCAGAUUGUCUCCAACAGGGUAGAACUCUGCAAGGGGGCAUGGGACUGGUAAGAUCUUCCUGGAUAAGGACUGCUGGCAAAGUGGAGGCUAAGCAGGUGAUGGCCAGUGCACCAACUGACAGGAACCUCUGCCACUUCAGGGCUUUGGGUUGCCAGACUACCCACUCCAACAAGGAGGUGCUGCAAAACUGCUCGCUUGUCAUCUUUGCCACUAAGCCCCAAGUCCUGCCAGCUGUUCUGACAGAGGUGGCCCCUGUGGUCACCACUGAGCACAUCUUGGUGUCUGUUGCUGCUGGGGUCUCUCUGAGCACUCUGGAGGAGUUGCUGCCUCCAAACACACGAGUGCUACGGGUCUCUCCCAAUCUACCCUGCAUAGUCCAGGAGGGAGCCAUGGUCAUGGCACGGGGUCACCAUGCUGGGAAUGACGAGGCUAAGCUCCUGCAGAACCUGCUGGAGGCCUGUGGGCAGUGCCUAGAGGUACCUGAGUCCUACGUCGACAUCCACACUGGCCUCAGUGGCAGUGGCGUGGCCUUCGUGUGUAUGUUCUCUGAGGCCCUGGCCGAAGGUGCCAUCAAGAUGGGCAUGCCCAGUAGCCUAGCCCACCGCAUUGCUGCCCAGACCCUGCUGGGGACAGCCAAGAUGUUACAGCAGGAAGGGCAGCACCCAGCCCAGCUUCGGACGGAUGUGCUCACUCCCGCAGGAACCACCAUCUAUGGGCUUCAUGCCCUGGAGCAGGGUGGCCUUCGAGCAGCCACCAUGAGCGCUGUUGAGGCCGCUACGCAGAGGGCUAAGGAGCUCAGCAGGAAGUAAGCCAGGCUCCAGAUGAGUCCAUAAGCUCCUCACAGAGCUAUGGCCUCGGAGUGAUGAGAAUAGCCCUAGGUGGGGGUUGUAGUGCACUGUCCUCCAAACACAACAGCCGUCAUCAUCAGAGCAGCUGUGACCACUGUAAGGGACCCUCAAGAUCAGGCUUGUUGACUAUUGACCCUCCAUCACAGAAGGGGAGGAUGGGGAGGGUUGUGGGACCCUCACCUGAGAUUCUAGCCACUUCCUCCUGCACCUCUUUGCCAGCUGUGUGUUAUUCUGCCCUACCUGCACAUGAGCUCAUGGUCUUGAGGGUGGUAGGUAGUAGCAUAUAUAGACUGUGAAAGGUUAACUAAAGGGAAUCCACCUUUGCAGUGAUGCACACAUCGUUCAUGCAAGUGUGAGCAGCUGCUUGGGGUCACCAUGCUGCUGUAAUAUAACCCCUCACCCAUGCUCUGUAAGCCCAAUAAACUCAACGUACUUUG